Molecule: messenger RNA, 1577 nt
Organism: [Torrubiella] hemipterigena
Lineage: Eukaryota; Fungi; Ascomycota; Sordariomycetes; Hypocreales; Clavicipitaceae
Source: the annotation of a GenBank genome assembly
AUGAUUUCUGCCAUUGGCCGUCAUCUUACCGCCGUGUUGGCCGUCGCCCUCACACUUGUCCACGCAUCCCCUCCGCUGCCCAGCGAAGAUUCCUUCUAUGCGGUCCCCGAUAACCUCGAGAGUGUGAAACCUGGUACCAUUCUGCGCCAUCGCCCUCCUCCUAGCCCAAUUGCUGCAUUUGGCUUUGAUCCCAUCAACCUCCAGGCCAGCCACCAGAUCCUCUAUCGCACCACUGACAGUCUUGGCAACGCCACAGCUACGGUCCUAUCGGUUCUUGUGCCUCACAAUGCCGACUACACAAAGUUAUUGUCAUACCAAGUCGCCGAAGAUGCGUCCAACAUCAACUGCGCUCCGUCUUAUGCUUUCCAAUUCGCCCACGCCGAUUCCAAAAUGGGAACCAUGGUGACGGAGGAGGAGAUGCUGCUUAUUGAGGCUGCCCUAGAACGGGGAUGGGUGGUGAUAUCCCCCGAUUUCCUCGGCCCGAAGGGCUCUUUCCUUGCCAACCACUUGUCGGGAUAUGCUACGCUCGACGGUAUCCGCGCAGCUAUCAGCUCCGAGACCAUCACUGGCAUCAGCAGCAAUCCAACCAUUGCCAUGUGGGGAUACUCCGGUGGCAGCGUGGCCUCUCUUUUUGCUGCAGAACUCCAGCCUAGCUAUGCUCCUGAACUGAAAAUUGCUGGCGCCGCUGUGGGUGGCAUUGUGCCCAACAUCACCAACGUCGUCACGACUGUCAACGGCAAGGGAUACGCCGGACUUAUCCCUGCAGGCGUUCUUGGCCUGACGCACCAGUACCCGGAGCUUGGCCCCGUCGUUUCUCAACAUGUGCUUCCUGAGCACCGUGCUGAUCUCUACAAGGCUCAAGAACAGUGCUACGGUGCCAACAACAAUGACUAUGCCAACGUCGAUAUUGUGGGCUACUUUGACGACAGACAGCUCGUGUACACCAACCCGGUUGCGGUUAAGAUCCUCAACGAAAACGCACACGGACACUACACCCCCAAGAUUCCUCUGUUCAUGUACAAGUCGGUUGGCGAUGAGAUCAGCCCUAUUCCUGACACCGAUGCACUCGUGAAGCAGUACUGUGCGAAUGGCGCCAACAUCCGAUACCAUCGCGACAUCAAGUCAAACCAUGGUGACUUGGCUAUCAUUGCUGCGGCAAAGGCAUUGUCUUACCUGAUUGAUACUAUGGAGGGUAGAACGCACGCAGAGGGAUGCUCGACCGAGACUGUCUACUCGACUUUGCUGGAUAUUGCUACGCUGGAGGUGCUGCCCAAGUUUCUUCUGGACGCGCUCUUAGACUUGCUUCAUAAGCCCGUUGGCCCAAUAAUUGGACGGGCUGUUAAUUAAUGAGGAAAUAGCUUAAGAUAUGCUAUGAAUUUCAAUUGUUGUGGAAAGUUAAACAUUGGGGUUUGCCUCAGUGAAGCGAAUAUUGACGUAUACCAACAUACAAAAAAAACGGAAAGUAAUUAUUUACAAUUCUUGCGCCUUUCCGUUGAUCAAUUUUCUUGGCAUUCUUGAAAAUAAAGAAUAAAAAAUGCGAGUAAUACGAAGACCCCAAAUCGAGUAAUCUGGGGUAC